Molecule: messenger RNA, 961 nt
Organism: Rhipicephalus microplus (southern cattle tick)
Lineage: Eukaryota; Metazoa; Arthropoda; Arachnida; Ixodida; Ixodidae
Biological process (GO): membrane protein ectodomain proteolysis
Molecular function (GO): metalloendopeptidase activity
Source: RefSeq, a predicted model, not a curated record
CUUCCCAGGUAUUCCUCAGGCUUAUUCCACCUGGUUUCAUCAAGUUAUUGGGUGUUGAGCUACACGAACUGAGAGACGUUGCAUUAACGAAAACAGGAGACGUAAGAUGUAUACAAGCGUUGGCACAGUUGAUCGACUUUGCAAUGACACGGCCUUAUAUUUGGGCUGCAGAUGUGUUCGCUUUCCUAACACGGAAAACUAUUAUCUGUAACGGACGCACAGUCAAAGGCGCUUCUAUGAGGAAUGGAAUAUGUAGCAACCAGAGAGCAAUUAUUGUGUCCGAUAAUGGAAAGAAAUAUGAAAGUUACCCUACUUUGGCCCACGAAAUAGCCCACACGAUGGGUGUUCCUCAUGAUGGUGAAGGCAGCUCCCAGGGUUGUCCAGCGAGUCAACUAUUUCUAAUGUCACCAAAAGCGUCGCGGAAUAGAAAACUAACAUUCUCCUCAUGCUCCAAAGAGGCGAUCAACAAGUUCCUAAAGACUAAAAAUGCUAGCUGCCUGUUUGAUUAUCUAAUGCCACCAGAAGAUCCCAAAAUUCGAAAAAGAAGAGAAUCUAAUUGUGCCGAGUUGAAGGAAGAAUCGGAGUACUACUACGUAAGAGAGGGGCUUAACAACUGCAAGUAUAGCUGCUUAUUUGUAAACAAUGACACAAACUCUGCGACAAGAGAAAUUUCGAAAGUUGAAGAAAAUGGGACACUCUGCAAUGUUUCAAAUCCAGCCCAGAAAUGCAAAGACGGGCAAUGCGUACAAGAGAAAAUUGUGGUCUCCGAAAAUACAGUACAAAAUGAAUUGUUAUGAAAAACAUGCGAAAAUUUAUGUUGAUCAUCUACUUAUAUAUAUUUAGUGCUCCGGUUCUAAUUGACGAAUUACCAGAAUGUGGCCUCUGGGCUAAUUUUAGCCACAUUUCUUCUCGUAAUAAUUUUGGUUGCACACUUAAGAAUGCCAUAGAAAUGAUCAAAAUC